AUGGUCAAGUUGUUGACGUUUUAUGCUCUAGUUACUCCUUUUAUAUUCACACGUUUCUGCUUUGGCGCACAGACUACCGCCGGUCUCCAGGAAUCAACUCGACAUCGCACAGGGGCCUCCUUUACACACGCCAGUCGCGAGGAGGAGGAAGAAGAAGUCGAACACGACCUUGAUGCCGCAGAGGACAGGUAA
This is a messenger RNA of Theileria equi strain WA, 192 nucleotides long. RefSeq names its product signal peptide-containing protein. The coding region runs from base 1 to 192 and encodes 63 amino acids. NCBI's taxonomy places the organism in Eukaryota, Apicomplexa, Aconoidasida, Piroplasmida, Theileriidae. The transcript has 2 exons. The record is from RefSeq and is a predicted model, not a curated record.